Messenger RNA from Seriola dumerili (greater amberjack), 3176 nucleotides. It is a transcript of the gene abracl, whose product is annotated as ABRA C-terminal like. The transcript has 3 exons. Gene Ontology annotation, biological process: regulation of actin filament-based process. The record is from RefSeq and is a predicted model, not a curated record. NCBI's taxonomy places the organism in Eukaryota, Metazoa, Chordata, Actinopteri, Carangiformes, Carangidae. The coding region runs from base 93 to 338 and encodes 81 amino acids.
UCUAGCGACAUUAUCCGGCGGUGGUGCCGAUUCAUCAGAAAGUCGUCCAUCACCUCAUUACAAGGAAAACGAAUUAGAAGAACCAAGCAACAAUGAAUGUCGCUCACGAAGUAAAUCUGCUGGUGGAGGAGAUUCAGCGACUCGGCAGUAAAAAUGCUGACGGUCAAACCACCGUGAAGUUUGGAGUGUUGUUUAAUGACGACCGUUGUGCCAAUAUCUUCGAGGCAUUGGUGGGCACCCUGAAGGCUGCCAAGAAGAAGAAGGUGAUCGACUUCCAGGGCGAGUUGCUUCUGCAGGGCGUCCAUGACAACGUUGAUAUCGUCCUGCUCCAAGAAUGAGAGCGAUAUUUGGACGGGGCGGCCCACUAGCAACUGUGGGUCUCACUGAAUCCUUCCAAAUACUGAGUUUCUGUAGUGUACCGGCUUGUCACUGAGCUUCUGUUUUCAGUCAUCUUCCUCCAUGUUUAAAGGCUCAGUAUUUAAACUCAAACUCAAUGGCCAAACAGAUUAGACCUAACAGUAUGUUAACGUACCCAGCUGGCAUGUCUGCGUACGAUUUCAUUUGAUUUCAUUGUGCCAAAUUUGAGAAUAUUUUAGGGUUUUCAUAGGCUUACCAACAGCCCCAUCGAUAGUUUCAGAUGACAAGGAAAAGUGGUGUUUCUCUCUUUCUCAGGCGCUGCCAUUUUAUCAACCGCAGGUCUGAAAUGCCACGUUGAUACACUCUCAAGACUAUAAUCACACAAAUCAGGAAUGUAAUAGUUUCUUCAACACAUUCAUUUGGAUAUUUUUUGUUAAUUAUGGGAAAAGUACAGUAUAAGGUAAUUAUUACAACUAAAUGCCUCUCUUGAUGAUAUCAGUGUCAUAACAAUGGACACACAGGACAAGAUACUGGUUAGAUUUAGCAACUUUAACAGACUUCUUCUUUAAAGGUCUAAUUGGCACUCUGAUCUUUACAAACGGUUUGUAAGAGAUACUUAAAGCUGCACUAGAAAAUUCUCCCUUUAUCAGCCUCAAGUGGCAGCGGGAGCUACAGUCAGACCUCAUUGCCCAAAAAUCAUGUAUUGUAAUGAGUGUUCUUUUCACAUAUUGAUCUAGUGCAACUUUAAAACAGUGUAUAGUGCGUAUCCACCAACAGUGUCGCCAAAUGGCUGUUCCAUUUAUUGUUUACAUGAGCCAUUUAUACUACCUCUUGUGGACUUUUUAAAAAGACGUUAUUAGACCAGUGCUUUUGGAAAUAUAACAACAAUUCCUUCAUAGAAACUACAGAGACAAGUGCAAGUGCAUUUUAAGUAAGACUUUUGCACCUUUUUGUACUCAUUGCAAUGUCCAAGAGUAGUUUUUAUUCCAUCUUUUUAUAUGUGGUCAAUAAUGAAUUUUCUCUGUUAAACAAACUCCAGAACUUGCCUUUCAUAAGAAAUAGUUGAUUAACAAAUGGCGAAUGUAUUUCUCGUGCAAUUUUUAUUGAUGUAUCAUUACAGGGUGAUUGGUGCCAAAUGCAAAAGAUGAAUUUGUAAUGAUUCUCAGGACCAAACACGACCAAAAUAUGUUAAAUAACUGUCCUAUGGCUUAAAUUAGGUGUCUUACUUGUGACACAAGAUGUGGAUUAAUAGUUUUAUUAGGUUUUUUUUUUUUUUUUUUUUAAUUUUAGCAUUUUUUAUUUUGUACUGUAGGUCCAAUGAAACUUGCAUAACAGGUGUGACCACUUUUCUCUGUUUCCCACCAUCUCAAAAACUCACCACUUGCAAAAUUAUAAGCAAAAAUAUCUGAAAACCAAUUACCGUCGCUGACUAUGGAGGCUCAAAGUGGUCAAAAUUGAAUAACUAAUCAUAUGAAUUAAUACAGACAAUACAUGUAAUAAAACAAGGAAUGUGAAAUAAUUGUGAAAUAAUCUAAUUGAAAAUAAACUCUUGUCAGAAAUAUGAAAUGUUAUUUAUCCUGCUUCUUUUCACAAUAACAUUUCAUGUCAUUUUUAUUUAAUUCCAGCAGUUUUUAUUUCAAAAAGUAGCUUUUUGUAAAGUCCAUUUUUAUUUCAAAAGCCAUUUUUCUAAGUGACCAUUUAAUUUCAUAAUGCCACUUUUCAUUUAGUACAGUAUUUGCCUGGCAUUCAUGACAAAAUGGACAAAAAAAAAAAAAAAAGCCUUUUUAUUGUGAAAAACAUUUCAAAGUUGUAAAAAUGUUUUGGAUUCUUUCGCAAUGGUUAUAUUUCAUAUUUUAUCUAUGUUUACUCCUGCAAUUAAUUUAGUAAUAUCAUAUGCAUUUAUUUAAUUUUGACCAUUUGAGUUUCCAUAACUUCGGUAACUGUAACAUACACAGGAAGGAGCAACAAUCAAACGGGCUUGAACGCAACAUCUACUCUGCAGCUGUUGUUCUCAGCUGCGUAAUAUCAAACUUUUAGUUCUAUUCCUCAUUACAUAUUGGGCCUUGUUCUUGUUAUGACCCGUACACCAGACAGUUAUUUGCUUCUCACAGUGACAAAUUAUCAACCUCGUGAAGCGACACCUGGUCUGCAAGUCUUAUAUGGCCCAUGUCACAUUCACUGCUGUUGUGUCAACCUAUAGCUAAAUCUUUUAGGUUCAGGUGUUGGUUGUUUGAUGAAGUUUGACUUGAUAUUUUUUGUCUAAACGGUAUAAGAGACCAUUCUCUCGAUUGUUCUUUUGACAGUGUUUGUUGCACAGAAGGACCAAAAAUCAAGAGAAUGAGCUUCAUCAUAUUCUAAUUAUGAACGAAACUGAAAUGUAGCCUGGAAAAGAAAAGAUCAAUCACGUGAAAUAUAAUCAUCAUGAGUAAACUAAUGGGCUAAGUAGAAGUCAGUAAAAGUUGUGGAAAUAAUAGAGAAAAGCAAGAGAGAGGAAGAAACAUGCUGCUUGCAUCACGGUCAUUUUGGAUUUUAAGGUUAUCCUGCUUUUGUUGCGCUCACUGUGUCUCCCUGGUGUGAGUUUCAGAUGGCUUUCGAAAAAGUGCCAAUCACAAAUCAGCAUUUAGCAAGAGGAGAAAGUUAUGAUCCGAUCAGUGCCAAUACCUCGAGCCAUUUCUGUGAACUAAGGGGAUGCCUGCAUGACGUGUUCGAGUGCGUCAUCACUGUCUUUUGUAGUGGCAAUAACACAUUCCUGAAAGAACGGAGGUGUCUGUUACUGUGGAAUACACUUGGAAGAAUAAAAUCUUUACACUUCAAGCGUU